This is a messenger RNA of Diorhabda carinulata, 10793 nucleotides long. RefSeq lists its product as uncharacterized. The transcript is spliced from 5 exons. Lineage: Eukaryota; Metazoa; Arthropoda; Insecta; Coleoptera; Chrysomelidae. The record is from RefSeq and is a predicted model, not a curated record. Bases 678 to 4184 code for a protein of 1168 amino acids.
GUUUACCUACCAGUCAACUAUUUACAGUCUACGGGUAGAGAUAUACGGCUUUCUCUCUCGGUAUCGCUAAGUAGAUGGAUUUGGUUGUGUGCGAGAUAUCGACACGCUGCCGAUACGGCGCACAGACACCCGGUGGUAUACCGUUGGUACGCCUUCGUUCUCAGUUUGAAUUUCACUCGUUAAUAAACCAUUAGGGUAGACGUCAGGUUCGGCUCUUUUUUUCUAAUGUGAAAAACUAUCAUUCAUACACGUUAUCUGCGGUGACAAGUGUUUCGGUGCUCUGACUUGAUUUAUUUGAAUUUGUAUUUCGAAAAAUGUCAGCAAGCGGAAUAUUUUUCGAACUAACAGUGAUUCAUAAGUGUUGUUUUGUAUUUUAGUGUGUGAAAGGCUUUUCUCUGUGAUAUAUUGUGGGUGAUUUUGGAGUACCGAUAUUAUUAUUCGACCAAUGAAUUUCUACAACUUUUUGUGCAAUAUUCUUCAUUAGAUAUGUGAGUGCUGAUUCAUGUAAGAGACUUAUUAAUGUAAGUUACUCUUAUCGAGAAGUAUGAUUAGUUAGUGACUGCUUUCAUCAAAUUUAGUAUAUACCAUCUGAUAAUUCCCAAUUAGCUGCAGCUUGGAACAUCUCUUACUACUACUACUACUACUUACAUCCGAUCUGUUAUUAGAAUGACAGGUAAAUGAUCUCAAGCGUAGAGCGCAAUGUCAUCCAAAUCGGAGACAACAGACUGAUGAAUUUGUUAAUACGAGGUUCUGAUUACAUACCUAAUAUGGACUUGAAUUGUACGAGUUUUCUUCUUGAUGCCGGUGUCGUCAUUAGGCAUGUAGAACCAAGAAUAUUUGACAAAGAAGAAAACAGGAUUCACCCUGGAUACAGAGAUGACCGUUGUUGUUUUGACGUUACAGAAGAGGACUCCGAUCAUGAACUUUCUAGAAGAACGGUUGAAUGUGGCCCAGGCUAUUGUAGUGAUUUAAAUAAUAAGAUUGAAAACAGUAAUGUCUCCCGAGGCAACUAUGUUAUCUGUGAUUGUUUAUAUUGUGAAAAACACUGUACCCAAUUUAGUUAUUUGUUAAUAUUAAGUCUAUGGAAAAUAUUUAUGUGCCUAUAUAAAAGUCAAUGGUCAAUUGUAAAGAGGAACUCGCAUUCGAGUGGGAUUUUGCUUAUUGCCGUGUUGUUGAUGUCUUUCGCAAAAGUAAACGGUUUCAACGAUGAGUUCGAUAAAAAGGAACAAUUGAUGGAUAAAAUUAAUUUGGAACAAAGCAUCGCUGCCGUUUUCAAUAAAGUAGCUUAUGGAAGCACUACUAAACGUUCUAUACCCGAUAACGUUUAUCCUGUGACAACUUUAGUCACUCCAUUAUUAACGACUUAUCGAUAUAUUAAUGGUAACGACGAAUGGUUGAGGGUAGAUACUAUUCCCGAUAGAUCCAACGUGGAAUUUGAACAACCCGAUUUCGAGAGCGAGAAUAGUAGACGAGAUUUGGAUAUCGGAUAUGGUGCAGACCUUGAAAAGGAUCACGCUCUACCUACAUCAGCUCCUGCUGCUGAUAUUCUUAAAAACAAUAAUAAUAAACAUUACAACAAUCCCAACAGAUACAACAAUGAUCGAUUAAAACCCGAUUUUAAUUUAAAUAAUAAUAAUGCCGAACAAGUUACUGAAAAUAUUUAUAAAACCACUACUUCAUAUAAUCUUCUGAAGAAUGUCAGACCGACAAAAUCCAUUUAUGGCAAAGAACCACCUAGUUACGUUCCACCAAGUCGAUCAUUUUUCACUCCUCCGCUCCCCCCAGAAUACCAAAAUCCUUUUGCGGACAAACCUACCUUAAGAGGCACAAACUCAGAUAGCUAUGCUAAUCGCAGACCUAUUCCUCCACCCAGUCUGAUGCCUACUAAAGACAGAAUACCUUUUAGGCCAGAUUUACCUAAAGUAAAUGUGGAAAAAGUACCUGAAAGACCGAAUGUCAAUAAUAAUGAGCAGUAUCGUCCUCCUAAUCCAAAUCAUAGUUCGCCAGAGAAGAACGAAAAGAAAAAAUCGCUAAAUACCCCUUCUCACAAUGUAAGAGUAGGUGAAUUCCAUGGACAUAAUAGAAAUUUGUCCGAAAGUAAUUUUGAGUACGAAAAAAUACCUGCAAUACCUGCCAUUACAAGAAUUUUAAGUGGAUCCAAUGGUAGACACGAAGACAUUUCUGACAUACUUCUAAGAACUGUUACUGCAACACCUAAUCUACAACAUUUUGAACCAAAAAUAACUAAAACAAGAAUUCCACCAGCAGAACCGAGUUCAAAAGUAGGUGAUACAAGCGAAACUGAAUAUACGAAGACAAAACUAGAAGACACAAAAAAUGAUGAAAAUAAUUCAAAAAAGGAUUUUAAUCAAGAUACUGGCCCGCCUGAUCGUUCAGAAAGUGUAACUAUAAAAAAGGAUAACACAAUAUCCGAAAAGAAAAAUAAUCCAGAGGAUGUAACUACACAAAUGUCAGAUGUACUUAAUCUGCCCAACGUCAAAGAAAAAGAUUUGAACAAAGAGAUGAACGUUACUAUAGCUAAAUCCGAUGAGAUAUGGUUAAUAUGUUGGAACGUUCAUGUUUAUUUGGUUGUGUUUGGAUACAUAUUAUUAGCUACGUUUUCCAUUUUUAAAUUAAUUCGUUACGAAAACGAUCCACAUAUGUUCUCUAAGAGUUAUUUUCUUACAAUACACUUGAUGCUAACUGUAAUAUGCGUGUUACGUAUAUUCUAUUUGGUGUACGAUCCUUACAAUCUAUACAAUUCUUUUAACAUUUUCCUUUACGAUUUUCUUCACAAUUUCCCAUUAAGUCUUCUUGCAACUACUUUUGCUGUAUUGAUACUGUUUUUAUUAAAAAGGACUUUAACGCAUCUUGAGAUUAAAACACGACCUGUAUUUCUAAUAGCAGUAGCGCUACUUCAUAUAGCUCUUUGCUUCUGUGUAAGUAUUGUAGAAACCCUGGGUUAUUUCGAUAAAGCCAGUUUAACUGUUUGCAAACCUUCCUUCGUACUGCUGGCUUGGGCUCUCGGUUUCAGUUAUCUCUAUUUGUAUAAAAUCAUUAAAAAUGUUCUUGCAAAGAAAAGCCAAAACUUAUCUGAAAUGUGUACUCAAAAUAUUUCUUACGCUAGUCAUAUUACUAUAGCUGUUGCUCUUUUAUUCAUACUUUUAGGACUUGUUCAAGUUUACGCGCUUUUCUUCAUUAAAGUAGAUCGUUUUAACAAAGAAAUUAAACACCAUUGGAUACUUUGGAGUUUCGAACUGUCUGUUAGAUUAAUAGAAAUUUCCAUUAUAACUUUACUAGCUAUUGUAGUUAGUUUGAAAAUGUCUCAAAGAGAAAAACAGUCGACUGGUGGUUUCCCUCUAUUCCCUUGUACGACAAGCGAUUCAAGUACCGAUAAUAUUUACCCAAAUAAUUGCAAUACUAACCCUAAUGCAUUGAACUAUAGUAGACAAGAAAUGAUUAUGGAUAAUAUUCCUACAGAACCUAUAGAAAGACCAAAUUUACUGAAAAACGCUUUCCAAAAUGAUUCAUUCGACAAAAAAUCCACGUUAGAAAGGUAUCAAAGCGAUAGUGAACGAAGUAGUAAUUUCGAUAGAUUUGAACGGCCGAAAUGGGGAUCGGAUAGAUUUGAUUCUCGACAAAACGUGGACGGAUCUAGUUUGAGUAAUUUCACACAACCGAAUUCGGGUAAUUUCGAAAGAGGUGCACACAAUUCUGUUCAAAAUUCUUUGAGAAAUGAAAGGUCUUCAGGCAGAAAGGCCUACGAUUCAGCUAAAUACUAUGUCAAACCUAAAUAUGAUAUAGAAUAUAAUAACGAAGAUUACCAACAGGAUAUGUUUGGAAAUAAUUCGGAAAGGAAUAUAUACAGCGAACCCGUCGAUAAUCCUAAUUCGCAUCAAUAUGAAAGAACAAGACACGAAUUCGAACGAUCUGAUUUCGACCGGCGUUCAAGAAACAGUUCGAAUACUUCGGGUCGUAGAUCGACAGGGAGAGCGCGCAAAAACCAUCCAAGGCCACACCUCGGAGUUCAAACAUUACCGAAUCACGACAGGCAUCAAAUGCAAGAUUCAAUGUUGGUAGAUGAGCAAGGCUUCGUUAGAUUUAGGCACAUGCAGGAAGAACUGGACAAACCUAAAAAAAUUAUACGCCAAAUUAGUGAUCAAAACCACUAUAGUGAUGCGUAACUCUACGUUAGAGCUAAGCAGAAACGCACAGACGGUGAGGUAUUUUUGUAAGACAGCUAGUUGAGUACAGGAUGUUGUUUAUUGACUGGUAAAAAUCGGUUAUCUUGAAUGAUUUGAUCAGUCUAAUCAAAUUUCACAGGUGACUGUAAAUAUUUAUUUAUUUUUUAUAAACUAACCUGUACUUAGCAGUUUAAAUAAAAUAGCUCCAAGAAUUAAGUACGUAGAAAAAUAUCAUUUUCUGUGUGUUUCUUUCCUUAGCUCGUUGAUCGGAAUCUGAAAGUCAAAAUUUAUAUAUUUUGGCCUAAAAUUUCUAGCCUUUAUAGAAUAUACGGAGCCAAAAUGGUAGAUUGAGAUAAUAAAUUGCCAUGAUAUUUUCCAAGUAUUAUACCCCAGAUAUGAAAUUUUUUUAAGAAAGAAUGAUGCGAAAACUAUCAAAUUAGUUCCAUAUGCAAAUUAAAGGAACCGAAAAUUUCACACACAAUCGUGGUAUAGGUAAUAAUUCACGUUUUUUAAUGUAAUAAAUUCAACUUUUCCAAAACGGUUGAGUAGAUGUAUAAACAAAAAUUUUGAACAUAUUUUUUGGAUGAUAGAAUAUCUUUUUAUUUCUAUUUUAUCUCAUUUUAAAUAAGCUGAAUUAUCAAUACUGAGAAAAUAUUUUAAUGUAAAUUCUUGAGUUUAUCCUUUUAAAUAAAGUUUCAGAUAAAUUGUUGCGUAAAUUGUUGAAAUAAAUCAAUAAAGUAGUUUCUACUCAGUAUUUUAAGUAAUUCUCAAAAAUAUCGAUAGUAAAAAUUUCAGAAUAAAAAGUUAGAAAGUCAGAAAUAUUACAGGACCAAAUAAAACAACAGUAUUACCAGUAAGGUGAAAUAGUGUAUAACUAUUUCAAAAUCCGCUUGACAUGGAGCAAGACAACGUGCAAUUUCUUGUCAAAAUAUAGCAUAUGAAUAAUGUCUAAUGUGUUAUGUCUCAUCACUUUCUCCGUAUCUUGUCAAGUUAACUCCAAAUCUGCACCUAUUCGGAAAGAUUUGUGAUUGUCAGUCAACAUUGAUGAAAACCAACGAGCGCAUCUGAUUAGUAACGAUAGAAUAUGGGGCAUAUCCGGAAAUUGUAUCGAUAAUUCACUUAUGGCGAAACUUCGAGUUUCCCUAAUCAUUUGGUCAACUUGCUAAAUAAUGUCGUCUGUUGUGAUAGACUUGCGUCCUUGAACCCCUUCAUCAUGAACAUCAUUUCGGUCAUCUUUAAAUUUUCGACAUCACUCAUAUUGGUGACUCCAUACACUCGACUCAUUCUUCAAUGGAUUUCCACUGCACCCCUUUCCUUCACAACUCGCAAUUCACACUUGGUGGGAGGAUCAAUACCAACAGUCAUGUUUAUAUGGCAGCGACUAAACGGGAUAUAACGUGUUGGAAUCCCGUUUGAGGGGGAAGAUGAGCAGUAGGGUGAUACAUUUCCUAAAAAAUUUUUUUCCGGUGCUCAAGCAAAAUAUUAAUCUACAUAUAGAAAAAAAAUUUUCGCAAAGUUUAAGCUCUUAAUAUCAAUUUUAAGUACUGUAAGAGUCGUUAAAGUACACAAACCAAAACUUGAUUUAGGUAUAAAUCCGAAAAUUCGUCUGUAAAUAACAAGAAUACAAAAUUACUGGUGCAUUGAUAGCCAAAACAACAAUGGCUUUAAUCGUUCACUAUAUAGUGACGUCACUCGCAGCUGAUUGGUUUUUUUGACAUGACAAACUAUUUAAAUUAACGAAUUUCGUUAUUAAAAUUAUCGCUUUUAACAAAUAAUGUGAAAAAAAUGUAAGUUUUAGGAUUUUUUGAGAUUUCUUAGAUGAGUAAAAAUAAAAAUAAAUUUAUUUCUGAUUACUGUCAAAUACCUUCUCGAAAUCCGAUAUCUUACAUUUAUUGAUCAGCUGAAUUCCACCUGCGCAUGCUUUUUAUCAAGAUAUAUUGCGUCUUGAAUUGCAUGUUGUCUUCUUCCAAGUCGUAAUCAAUAAUAAUGUAUAUUACAUCAAAUGAUAAACGACUUGUUCAAUUACUUUUCAUUUUUUUGUAAUAUUUUUGAAAUUUUUUGUUCUAGUUCUGUUUGAUUUGGUUAUAUUUUCCAAGAAUAUAGUUAACUAGACUUUGAGAGUUUCUUAAAUUAUUUUUUCCCUAUUGUUUAAUGGAAAACCUAGUUUUUUCCAGUACAUCACUUUUGAAAAUACUCGUGUGCUCAUACUAGUCAAUACAUUAUUUUUAUUUUAGCUUGUCUAGCAUUGGUAAUUUAGUUAAUCUAUUAGGCUAGUAGUGCAAUGAAAACGUAUCAAGAUUUUGUUACAUAGUAGAUUUAACAUACGUCAUACUUUCAAAUAAAAUUAAUCACAACGUUGUGAAGUCAAAACUAACUGGCAAUAGUUGGUUUGUACAUUUUCCAUUGUGCGUUCUAAAACAAAUACAAAUACAAAGUUUGAUAGAAGCUUACAGUGUGAAUCAAUAUAUACUCAUUGUAAAAUAAAAAUAUAAAUUGGGCGAUUUUUAUACAUCUGAUUGCAAAAAACUUUCCUACGACUAGACUAAAAGAUUUGAAAACAGUUGUCUGAAGAUUUCAACAUGAAUAUUUAUGGAUAGAAGAACAGUACGGCAACCAAAAGAACAUAUCUUUUCACUUAUGUAAGUGUUUAAUUCCACUGUCUGUAGAAAAUGUGUUUACUCAUAUAUACUGUUAGUAACGUCAGAGUAAUGAUUAAUGUCAAAUGGUUGUGUUAAUCAUUUUUUCUUAAAGAUGCAUUUAGUUUCUGGGGUAGUAAGUAUUUUGAAUGUUAAAGUUUACAAUUGUUUUUAUUGUGAUGUCUGCAGUACUGUACUAAAAACUAUCCUUUUUAAAUAUAUAUUUUAUUUAUGGCUCAAGUUGAAACUCUGUAUUGACUAUUAUUCAUACUCACAAGUUAUAUUAUCAAUAUUAUCAAUUUUUGGUUGGCUUAAAUUUUUCGAAGGAAAUAGUCAUUGAAAUGAAGAAUUGUGUUUCUAUUUCCUUAAUAUAAAUCUCAUAUAUAAUGAUUAGUUUAUGUUUGAAGCUUUGUCUUGUAGAUAUUCGCUAUUUUAGAAUAUUUUAUAAUUAUUUUUUUUGUUUACUUUUAUUUUACAAUUCAACUUAUUUAGCAAUUGAAUGUGUUCUGUUUUAUUUACUUAAUUUAUACCAAAAAUAUUUCCCAUACUUCAAGCUACCAUUACAAUUGUCCAUUUAUAAUGUCGCUCAUUAGACGAAAAUAGCUUAAAUGAUUUAAAAUGGCGCAGUACAUUUCAAAAAAGCCAAGAUUUCACUGAUUGUAACCAGUGGCGGAUUUACUUCACUUUACUUUCACAAUUAUUUAAAUUACACUUUUCAUCAAUAAAAUUUUCACGGCAAACAAUUGAUAGAGAACAUUAUUUUAAGCGAAGAAACUAUUCAACAUUCAUAUAAUAUAAAUAAAGUUUAUAUAACCAGUGAGUAACUUUGAUACAUAUUUGUUAUCACAAUCAAAGUUUAACAACAAUAAAAUGAAUAUUUUAUUAUCUGUUGUGAUGUUUUUAACUUAAACUGUAAUACAUUUUUGAGGUCCUUAUUCAUUAGAUCUGACUCUAUGGAUAAAAUUUAGCUUGAAAUAAAGUAAAUAGUUCUUCACUCUUUUAAAGUAAGAAAAGCUUCUCUCAACUAACCAAUUUGUCGCUACUGUACAGAGCAAUACGAAAGUACUACAUCAAAGUUAGAUGCUCUCGCCGAAGCAAAGACAAACUUUCUAAUUAAAUUGAUUCGUUAUUUUGUGCGCAGAAAUAAAGAAAUUUCGGAAAUCGAAUUUGAUGAUUUGCUCAUCAGACCAUUGCUAUAAAGUGGUGAUUGAAUUGUGGAAGUAUUUAGUGACAUGGAGGAAAAACGCACUGCUUACACUGCCACUACACCAACACUCACAAUUAUGCUGUCUGACACGCAUUGAGUUUACCUUCAGUUCCGUAAGACGAUAACUUGGUUAUCGAAACGCGCGUCAGACAGUGUAAAGGUCGAUUCAAAAACUUGACUUUCCGUUUGCCAUUCGCGGGUGACGUUUACCGUAUAACGUUUGUUGCAAAUUCUACACCCUAUUCAUAAUCUUGAUGUUGCUGCCGUUAACCUAAAAAUUCUGUUAUUCUUUUUGAUGUGCUUGCUGCUUUUUGUUUUCGUGAUAUUUUUGUGUUUUUGUUUGUAAUCCAGUAUUUUUGGACGAUAUUACGGAAAAUAAUGAAGAGAAAACAAGCACAUCCAAAAUACCACUAUAAACAAACAAACAGAAAGAGAAAUAACCUCAACAUCACGCUCUAACGUCAUACGUCAAAAUCACGUGACAAACGCAAACGGAUGUGAUUGGUUCUUUUCUGUUGCUAUGAAAGUUGUCACGAACGGCUGACGGCGACCUCAAACGGCAACUAUGAAUGAUUUUAUGCAUUUCAAUGUUUUUAAUUUUGUAACAGCAAACGGCAACGGUAAACAGAAAGUCAAGUUUAUGAAUUUGCCUUAGUUGUUGUCUCAGUCAAGUUGUAGUUUAAAUAUGAAUAUCACCAUCGGCUCCAGAAAUUCUAACUUAAUAGACUAAAUAAGUUGAAAACUAAUACUGCAUGUAAUACUUUAUCUCGUUUUUUUCAUAUACCUUUCAUUUCCGUAAAACGUAAAAAAUUCGUCUACCUCGUGUGGAAAAAAUUUUACUGAAAAUAAGUAAACGUAAUAUUGAACACCAAUAAUGGAUAUAAUAACUGCUUUCCAUUUACAUUCAAGUGAAAUGAUCCAACCGUCUGUUAGAGCAAAAAACCCAAUUAGGUCUCACUUGUGAGACUGAAAAGGAACGUACAUUGAACCGAGCUAUGACGUCAAAAGUAAGAAUAAUCUGAGGUUGGUGUAAAGGGAAAGAACCUUUUGUCACGUAGAAGACCGUUUUUUCCCAGAAAUCAAAAUAUUUUCAACUAGUUAACAUUAGUUAUGUGAUAUACUCAUAUGUAUAACCACUUCUAUUUUUUGGUAAAUUUUCUUCUGAAUUUGUAAAAAAGAUAUUUAGAAGAUGAAGCUUCAUUUUAAAUAAUUUUUGGUAUGUAUAUGUAUAUAUUUUGGAAAAUGUGAACAUAAUAUUUUUACUCUUAUUUUAUGCACUUGAUACUUUACAUAUAUCUCAAAAAAAACUUAUCAGUAUGCUAAUUGGACAAUAAUGAGAAAGACAGAAUAAUUAAAAUAUGUUAAAAUUUAGAAAAGGAUAGUUUGCUAGAAAGUACUACAAUAUCUAUAAAAUACUCUUGCAUCUUCAGUGUUGACUUAUGAAAUAAAGAUUACACUUAUUGUUAGAGUUAGUGUAUCCUGAAAUAUAAUAUGAGAUAAAAUAUAAAUUUGACAAGUAGCAAAACGUGUAUAUUGCAAAUUCUGUAAAUAAUAAUUAGGAUUUAUUAUUUUAAUUUUUUUAUAAUUUUAUACAUUAUUUGUACGAUACAGGGUGUUCGUAUUUAACAGAAACAAAAAAGGCAGCUCUAAUUAUUAUAUGUAGAGAAAUGAAACGAUGAAUCUCAUUUUCCUAGGUACUUUAUUAUAUAAAACCCUGUACGAUGCUUUUAUUUAUAGAACAAAAAUGACUGAAAUUCGUCUAAUUCAUUGUUAUUAACCAAGUGAAGCGGGCUAAAAACUAAUAUUUUAAACUAGAUUUAUUAACCGUCCUUACAUUUUAGGAGGGUAUUUUCGAGAACGAUGUUCAAUACAUCAUUUAGUCUUUUUACAAAUGUGAAAAAUCUUGCUGUGAAAAAAUUUAUCUGAAAAUUAUCUCCUUGAAAUUCAUCUUAAAAUAUAGAAAAAAAAAUUCAGUUUUGAUACGAUUCUCUUAUAAUUUGAUUAAUAUAAAAAAAAGCAUUUAAUGAAAAAGUUUAUCAACUUUUUGUUGGUAACAAGAGAAGCGCACUUUAAUGAUCACACAAUAGUAAACUAACCUGGUAUACUUUGGGAAAGUAAGGCCAAAUAAUCAACAUAACAUCAACUUUUUCAUUUGUUUUAGACGUCCCAUCUUUUUAUAAUCUAUAACGAAAGCUAACAUCAAUUUUUAAACAGAAAAUCUUGGAAGAAAAUCGUUUAGGCGUUAUAAAAAUAUAUCAAAAACAUAUUGUUCAUGUUGUCUAUUAAACUACAAUUCUUAGUCUUUCGAUUGCAGCAAACUACAUUUUAAAAUUUUAAUGUUUACAAAAAGAACAGCAAUUAGAAACAAAAAUAUAGUCAGUUUACCCCGCUGCUAUUUUGAAUAUUGAAAAUUGAAGUUUUCAAUCUUUUUUCGAUACAUUUUCUUCAUAUUUCCGUAGGUUAUUAAUUCUAUUUCAAUAUUUUGAUUAAACUUGUCUCAAAAACAAGUUUUUAAAUUGGUUAAAAAUUUCGUAAAACUAAAGGUUGAAAAAAAAUUUUUUUAUAGUGCUGUAAGAUUUCUUACAAUUUUGUUAACUAUAAUUAUUUUUGCAAAAACGAAAGAAUUAUCAGAGUAAAAGACUCAAUUUUUGAAUGCGCUUCAGUGGAAAAUGAUCUUGGGUCGACAUGUUUUCGAUUAGUGGGAUUAAAUUCCUUAGGGUAAAAUUGCUGAUAAUUUCCUAACUUUCCCGGUCUAGUAAGCUACAA